Messenger RNA from Eruca vesicaria subsp. sativa (arugula), 711 nucleotides. The record is from the annotation of a GenBank genome assembly. Lineage: Eukaryota; Viridiplantae; Streptophyta; Magnoliopsida; Brassicales; Brassicaceae.
CUAAACCGCAACCAUGUCGAAGAGAGGAAGAGGAGGAACCUCUGGAAACAAGUUCAGGAUGUCACUGGGUCUUCCAGUAGCAGCCACUGUGAACUGUGCUGACAACACGGGAGCCAAGAACCUUUACAUCAUUUCCGUGAAGGGAAUCAAGGGUCGUCUUAACCGUUUGCCAUCCGCCUGUGUUGGUGAUAUGGUUAUGGCUACUGUCAAGAAAGGUAAACCUGAUCUCCGUAAGAAGGUUAUGCCUGCUGUCAUUGUUAGGCAGAGGAAGCCUUGGCGCCGAAAGGAUGGUGUCUUCAUGUACUUCGAGGAUAAUGCUGGUGUCAUUGUCAAUCCCAAGGGUGAAAUGAAAGGAUCUGCUAUCACUGGACCAAUCGGAAAGGAGUGUGCUGACUUGUGGCCAAGGAUCGCUAGUGCUGCAAACGCUAUCGUUUAAGAUCUUUCUUUUUGUGUUGAACGUUUAUCACACCUCUGUUGAGAAUGAUCUGUUUUUGUCUUAGACUUUUGGUUCUAGUUUCUAUAAGACCUUGGUUUCGUCCCAGUUAUUAUGAUUUGGUUCGACCUUUAAUUAUGGCGAUGUGAGAUUAUUCCCUUUUUAAACUCAAACGAACUAGUUAUGUGGACCGGUUUACUCUACCCUUGUUCUGAUAAAUCGUCUAAGUAUUGGGAGACACUAAACUUAUCAAAAGAUCAGAUGGACCUCAUCUGCUA